Rotaria sordida is the source of this 420-nucleotide messenger RNA. The record is from the annotation of a GenBank genome assembly. Lineage: Eukaryota; Metazoa; Rotifera; Eurotatoria; Philodinida; Philodinidae.
AUGAUGCAAAAACAAAAGCCUUAUUUACCAAUUAAUUCAUUUGGUUUAAUAAUUGAUAAAGCAACAACAGAUGGAAUACUUAAUAAUAACGAACAUCUAUCUAGUAUUUCAACUAUGUAUGAACAUGUAUCAAAUUUUCUUUCUUCACAUGGACUUUUUAUUAUUAUUACAAUUAAAACAAUUGAUGAUAAAGAAUGGUUUGAAGAUUGUUUGAUACCAUCUCUUAUUCGAGGUAGUCAAAAUCAACAAACAAAAUUUAUUAUUCAUUUUCAUCGAUGUAUGACAUAUACGGAUGGAACUGAAAAUGGUCCAAAUAUUUUUGUUAUUGUUAAAUACGAUUGUAAAUCGUAUUCAUUACGUUCCUCAACAAAUCGAGUAAAACAAGGAUUAUCUCAAACAGUAACUGUUAAAUGUUACUAG